UUUUGUUUGCAAACAAAUGUUUCACAACUGCUGUAUGGUUUAUGAUUGAUUUUAUUCAAUUCCUAAUAUAUUCUUAAAUCUUUAGUGCAAUGUCAAAAAGAUGUUGUGCAGCUUCCUGCUACAACUCUGUAGCGACAAAUCGAUCCGUGGAAUAUUUUGGAUUUCCAAAGAGUUUGGAAUUUGCAACAGCUUGGGCUAAGGCAGCUGGCCGUGAGGAUUUACUACAGAAGAGUUUGAACAAUAUUAUAAAAUACUUCCUCUGCUCGGAACAUUUUGCCAACGAGUGUUUUGAAGAUCCACCGAAUAACAGAAAACUGAAAAAGAAAUCACGACCGGUUGUGGUUCCUAUACCAACAAUAUUUCAUAAUAACUUCGAGGAAUGUGUAUCCAAUCUACUGAAGGAAGAACGUUGUAGCCAAACAAUUGAAGAACAACUUGAUUACAAUUCUGAUUGUUUACCUCAGGAUAUAAAUGGCAUUGAAAGGCUGGCGGACUGUGAUAUAGCAAUGGGACUCGUAGAGCCAGUACUACUGGGGACAGUAGACGAUUUUAUUAUUACCGAGUCCAACCAAAUCGCGCACACAGAGAUCAUUCCAGAAGUGACCAAACAUGAGUCUGAAAAUGACGAAAAUAACUCAACGCUAGGAAAUCUAUCAGCACGAGAAACUCUUGAUCACAAUGAACACGUUGAACCAAUUAACUGUCGAUUGUGCCUUUCGGUGGAAGAGAAUGAACCCUUCAUUCCUAUUUUCCAAGAAGGAAGCGAGAUUUCAUACAUACUAUAUAAGAUACUGCCAGAUAUGAUAAAACCGAAUGACGGCUUUCCUCAGCAGAUUUGCCUGUUAUGCCAUAGAAAUGCUAUUGUGAGCUAUAAUACUAUCGAGCUGUUUAAGGCGGUGCAAGAGAAAUUGAAAAUAAUGUAACAUAAUUACAUAAUCAUGAUUGUUCUUUCCCUUCUAUUCAAAUGCAAACCAAAAGAGAGUAGAUAUGAUUCAUCAAAGAUAUCAUUGAAUGCUCCCGUUUCAGGUGACAAUGUGAAAACACAAUGAGAACAAAAACUCGAAAACAAAUCAAAUGGUAGAGAAAAAACUACUUUGUACACAAUCAUUAUCUCGAAUAAAUUCAUAACACUAGAUUCUUCAUUUACAUGACAGGCAUUGGCAACAAAAAUGUGGUAUCUGUUUGUAGAAACAAUCUUCUUUCCAAACAACUAGCCUGUAGAUUGUUUAUUCAAUCGUGUAUACACUAUCCGAACAUUCCUCAUUGUAGGUUUAAUCAUGAUAACGCUUUCGAAAACAUUCGUUCAAUAACUGGAGUUGGUUUUCAUUUUUUUGUUCCGAUGAAUAUUCCCAACCCCAUUGUUGCUCGCUUCAUCGUCGACAUCGGAACUAUCGGACUCCCGCGAACUGUCAUUCAUGCCCAAACCGAGAUCACUGCCAUCGCCAAAAUUUCCAGUUGCACGGGCCUGUUCUAACUGACGUACUAAAUUUAUGAAACGGAAAAUAGAGGAAAUUAUUUCAAUUUUUACGUGAAAUAUUCUGUCAAGUAAUAGGAAAAGAUCCCAUAUCUACUAAAAUAACAUAUAGAAAUACAUUACAAGAUAACAUUAAUUACAAACAGAAAACGGUCAUUGUGUGGCCCACAUGAUUGCGACGAAACAGAAGGGAAAGAUGAUCUCUUUCGAUUUGAAACAUGCUUUCGAUCGUGUCUCCCAUAGGUUCCUGCAUCGAACCCUACUCUCUCUGGAAAUAAAUCCAAGCUUCGUUAUUGGAUCUCAAGAGUGGAAGCUGCCUCUCAUCGAGACUACUCUUGAAUGGGCGCUUGUCACAACCGAUCCGGAUAGAACGGUCUGUUCGUCAGGGUGAUCCGCUAUCGAUGUGAUCUACAUACAUCUACUGCUUACACGUUUGGAGCGUAUAUGUGGUGGAGAUAUUUGCGUCGUACGCCGAUGAUAUUACGGCGAUUGUAACUUCAACACCAACCAUCAAUCGUAUUUUUGAAUUAUUCGACGAUUUCGAGAUCACGGCAGGGGCUAAAUUAAACAGACAGAAAACAGUGAUCAUCGGGUUCAGCAAUGUAGAGCCACUGACGAUACCAGGACUACAAACCGUAUAGGAUGUAAAGAUGCUGAGUAGAGGCGAAUGAACUGAAUAGUUUAAACCCUCUUAAAGCCAAAAAGAAGAAGGAGAAGAAAGAUGCUGAGCAUUAUUUUUUCCAAUUCAGUGCGGCUGAUGGCAAAGCACAACAGGAACAAAUUACUGUCUAGAAUCGCCCAAAUUAUGUGGUUACAUAGUAUGCGAUCUCUGAAAUUGGAGCAGAAGAUAAUACUGCUCUGAAUACGUUCAUCACAUCGAAAGUGUGGUACGUCGCGUCUAUAAUACCACCCCAAAACAAACAUACAGACUGCUAAAUUGACUGCGAUUAUGGGAAGAUUCCUGUUUCGUGGGUUACCAGCACGUGUGCCAAUGCAACAGCUUCUUUGCUGUCGCACCACAUAACCACCACCAACGAACGACUAAAUACACUGGUUCUAUCUUAACCCAUUAACAACCAAGCUGUAAAAAUGAUUUUUUUAACAAAAGCCAUUGGUGUAAUUUUGAUAAUUGGCGUUACAGAAACCCCAAUCUUCAAAAAUUAUUUUAUCCGUUUUCGGGAAAAUGACAAAAAUUAAAAAAGGGUCAAAUAAAAACAUUGGCCAAAACCUACAUUUUGUUCCUGUAAGAGGUUCAAUCCAAUGAUUUUCUUCUUACAUCACAAUGUGUGAUCCUUUAUCAAAGUAAUAUUGUAGUAAAGUUAACCUAACAAAAAACAAAACCUUACAAAAUUUAAAAAUAUGUAAUGUGAGGUUAUGUACUUUUCGCCAAUACAAAUUUUAAUGAAAUUCAUAGUAGGAUGUGACUGAUAGACUAAGACUAAGACUAAGUUGAGUGCCACGGUUUUAUACCGAUUGGAUGAACAUUUUUAAACGUAUUAGGACCGUUGUUUCUUAUCGUAGUGGAAGGACUUUCUGUUCGAAAGGGAAUGCUUAUGAGCUCAUAUGCAUAUACUUUUUACUUUUAUUAUUAUAUUAUAUUAUUAUUUCAUCUGACUAUAUGUUGUCAUAUUGAAAUAUUAUUACCAGGGUCAGUGGUUAUUUUAACUGACUCGACUAAUGAAUACAAAUCUGCCUCUUCAUUCAACUGACUUCAAUCCACAUUUCCAUUUCCCCCUGAUACUAAUUUUGUACCCGCAUAUGCAUGUCCAUAUAAAGAACGAAAACUUGAUUCAUGAUGCAAAAAAGUAGUUACCCCAUCAAUGGACGGUUUUUUUUCUACCCAUCGUGAACUCAAACCAACUCACCCGCGCGGAUCUUGCAAAGGCUGAUGUCACAUUAGGCGGAUUCGCCGCCGCGGAUAUCGCGAUGGUUCUCGAUAUGAAUUCGCUUCCAAAACCGCCCCGCUCUGUGUGACAUGGCUCAUUCACAAUACACUGUAGAUCCUCCGCUGCGGUUUUACUCACGGAAUCCGCGGCGGCGAAUCAGCCUAAUGUGACAUCAGCCAAAGACAGACCGCCGCGGGACCUCAAUAAUGAAAUAUGAAUGCGAUAAAACACAUACGGCGGGCGGGUGUGUACGGUUCCAAAAUCACUGUUGUACGAUUCCUCGUUCGCUGCGGUGGCCCGAUGAAGAUGAUGCGCCGCAACGGUUUUGUGAGAGUAUUAGUGUUUAUGCGCUUUUGAAAGGUGUAAAUAAAGCAAGGCAAUAAUAAAUGCACUAUCAGGUGAACCAAUACGUGAAAACUACUCUGCGGUCAUGUAGCUGCGGAUCCUCGAAUUCCAUCCAAAUUGUCGAGAAAUGCAAUAUUUCAGACGUUUGUGAUCAACUUCUCUCUCCAUCUCGUUCAGGUAAACAUCCACUCUUCCGUUUUCCUCAAUUCUGUCUUUAUAUACCACCCUUCUAAUCCGCUUACUGUCCCAAUAGUUGUACCUUGUACCAUAUACUCGUCUUGAAUCCGUCUAUGAACAUAUAAUAAUGGCAGAUAGUGAAACCGUCGAAAGCCGCUGAAUGUGUUUUACAUGAAGCUCCUGCUGCGACUUGUCAUUGCAAAAAUCGCGCGGUAGAGCCGUCUAGUGUGUUUCCACGCUUAGAUAUUCAUCAAGUAUGCUAUAAAGGUCCUCGCAAUAGUAUUAGUUAGUAUUAGGCGUGCAAAAUAGCGCACACACACUGCACGCUAUUUUAUACGUGUGAGUAGUUUUCGUGUACGCUACAAAAAAACCUAGCUCAUCUGUAGCGUUCGUCAAACCACGGUGAACUCAAACAUCGAUGCAUACAAACGUGUAUGGGAGAGAGAGAGAGAGGAACGAAUUCGUUUUGGGGGAAGUCACUUCAAAAUGCAAUUAAGACAAUUUGACUGGGAAGAAUGGAAUGAUAUAGACGAGUCGGUAGAGGGAGAUAGCGGCUAAACGCCCGACUGACUGUUCAGUCGUUUUUUCGGAGAAACUGCGUGAAGAGCCAAAAGUCAUUUACCGACUGACUAUGGAUAUAGUCAGUCGGUUAGUCAGCCGACUAUCCUCAGUUGACUAUGACUAUGUCGCGCUCUGAUUAUUACAAUUAUCAUAUAUUCUACUGUCAGUCACCGGUGACCGACGCGGCCUGAACGAAAACUCAGUGUCAGUCACCGGUCACCGUGGCCAGCGUUGCCAAUGUUCCAGUUUAAACUGGAUUCUUCUAGUUUUUUUUCCUCGAUCCAGUCAAACAGUUAAACCUUAAAAUCUUCCAGUUUUUUUAAAUAUUGUCCAGUUCUAUCCAGUUUUUUUAUAUGUGUGCUGCAGUUUUACCAAUUUCAUGUGAAAUGAAUUCACAAUGCAUAAAUAUUAUUCCUCCCUCACCUUGCUAUCCCUCAAACAAUUUUGUUUUUGACAUUAUUCGCUAGGUUUUGAUGGACGUACAUAGGAAUCAAAGACAAUGCAAGGACAUUAGCUUUCAAAGAAAUUAAUUUAAAAUUAUCUUUUUAGAUAAAUUUGCCCAAACAUAUAAAUUUCCAUGUACGGGGUAAGUGGAGGGCCAUCAUAUAUAUAUAUAUAUAUAUAUAUAUAUAUAUAUAUAUAUAUAGAUCGAUCGGAGGUAUAUUUACCUUGGAUUGAUCCUUUCUUAUAGCGGGUUUACAUUAGGGAGAUCUAUAGCUAUAGAUGGAUUUAUUCACGUGAAAAUAGGUGUAAACGGGUGAGAAUAAAUAUGAUACACUUAUUCGAGGUAUAUAUAACUUGAAAAAAUUCAGUAUAUGUAAACGCUUGUGAAUUUCUCACUGGUGAGAAAUCACUAAAGUUGGAUGCAGAUCUACUUUAGGUGAAUAAAUUCGCCGAAAAUAUGAAUAUGUUCAUUAUAGAAGUUCACGCUAAUGUAAACGGUUGAUGCGAUUUCUAUAAAUCUCAUCAUAUUUCUAAACAUGAAUAUAUCACUAGUCUAAACCCACCCUUACACACUCUCAGUAUUAUUUUCUUUAAGCACUGGAGAAAACCAUUAGUAAAUGCAGCUACCAAAUCUUUAGUAGUUGAAACAUUGGUAAAAUUUACACAUGUUUUGUACAUAUUACCAAAAUUCUGUAAAACUAUUGUCAGAUACAAUUUACAUCCCUACCAAUGAUUCGUAAAUUUUACUUCAUAGCAUAAGUAAUCUCUAGUAUGUUCAUAACUAGCAACUGUGUGUGCAAUCGCCAUUCCUCUAGUGGAAGAGAAUCGAUUCGGAGGAAAAUGAUGUUUUGUUAUGAUUCAUUUUACCUAAAUAUUUUUCUUUUUCAGUUUCUAACCGCAGAAAACAAUAACGAAUGUUUUACGCGGGCGUAAAACGAAAAGCUGAUAAGUGAUAAGGAGCGAAAUGUUUUUUGGACAAACUAAUCAUUGGAGGCUAAAAACGACAGAAAUCCACGUGCAUUGCGAUGACGAGAUUUGAUUGAUGCUCCGACUAAUGUUUACUUUCUCCUUCUUCCGUUUUCAACAGAUCACAACCAGCCGCAGCAAUGAAUUGCUCCCCCUCGAUCGACUCGUCGUCCCAGGAAGCGAUGGGUAUCAGUAUGGCUAAUCGUACCGCCAGCAGCGUGAAGCAACUGUUACGUACCGAGCAAUUGUCAGCAAACAAAAAAUUACAAUUCGGACAAAAUCGACUCAGAUGAGGAGCAGUAGCACCAGCGCAGAUCGUCUGUGCUGUUUCAGUUACACACUGUCUGCAGCAAAAAUUUUCACCAGCUGAUGGACAACUUGUUCGAAAGUUCGAUAGUUCCAAUCACAUCGCCACAACAAUAACAACUACAGCGGGAAGCGUCCGCACUCGCUUAUCACGGCUAGCAACAAUCUAAAGCAGCUCUUUGCGAUGGCACUCAGCGACGACUACCAACAGCAGCCCACAAACCCUACCAUCAAAGCACGAUUUCCGGAGCAUAUCCGGUCGCUCAACAACAGAAAAUUCACGUCCGAGGGUUAACGGAGAGUCAUUUUGUGUAUAAAAUUGCUCCAAAGUGAUUUCGUUCGCUUCCUCGCUGGAACCGUCGGCGAAGAUAACGGUACGAACCUGGUGUACGAGAACUAUUUUACUUAAAUUUCGAUUUUUUUGUCAGAUCCGAUGUUCCGCUGCACAAGCGACGAGGAGGGGCUGGUGGCUUCCUGGCAAGAGCAACAACUGCGACACAGAAGAUUCAAAUCAAUCGUCGAAACAGCAGAAGGAAAAAUCCACCUGCAAGCUAGGCCCAAACCAAGUCAGCUGCCUCUACUGUCAAUGCAUGUUCCCCUCGGACAACUUCAGGAGACUGUUAUCUCGUCGAAUGAUUUACUCAUUACAGAUUCCGCCGCGAAGGAGUAUUUUACUGACAUUGACCUCCAAGGGAGAACCGUUAGAAAACAGAAAAGAAAGGUCCUCGAUUCAAAGCUAUAAUGCGGCCGAGUGAAAAACAUACAACAUACAUGCAGCUUCCAUCGGGAUUACCAGUGAAAAUAUAAAUCAGGCUAUUCCAUGUGUUGAACGCGAUAGGGGCACCCGUGAUCAACGUGACCACAUCAAAAAGAGCAAAGAGCGUACGACAUGCAUUAUCGAGGAUUUGUGUUUCGAUAUCCCAUCCGAGUAUGUACGACGUGGUUCCGAUUUCCAUCUUCAAAUCACCUUCGAAGUUGAGGAUGAAUUGAUGUAAUUUGCGAUUCGGGUCGCGUAGCGAGAACGACGAGGUGGAUAUAUGGGAAGCACUGAGAGUCCAACUGCCACUAACAUCAAACUUCUACGAAGGCGAUAAGUUGCGAAGGCUUGUGAAAAACAUCUGCCGCACUCAAGGCAUUUUUCAUAACGAAACUCAAUUUUUGUAUUUCAACCAUGUAGUUCUGCCUAAGCUUUAGAGGAUGAGGAUGCCCGAAAAAGCAUGCUAUUGAGUACUGUAAUACAAAACUCACUCGUUAAAAGCCUACUGGAAAAGCUUUUCAAUAAUUAAAGAUAAAAAUAUUUCAACACAGCUUUUGAAAUAUAUAUUCAGAACACAUUUUUAAUAUCCCUAAUCCCAAUUACAAAUGAGAACCAUCAAUUUCACUUGUACCGAUGGUGGGCCAACAAAUCAGCCAACACUGAACUGAAAAUUGAGCCAACACUGGACUUAUAAACCGUAGUUUCGUUUGGCAUUGGUGUCUACCAAUUUUUUUUCGUAGGAUGUACCAAUGAUUAGUAGAGUCGAAAAUUACUAACGAAUUGGUAAUAUUUACCAAAAAAUUCGUCAUAUUUACUAAAUAUUUAUCUCAGUGUGCUUACACUUCCGAAUUCAAUACGGUAAUCGCAGCGGAGUCUGCGAUCUAGAGAUGGGCAAAACAGUUCACUUUGAUGAACGGUUCACUCAUUAACCGUUCAUCUAAGUGAAUCAGUUCUUUUGAACCGUUCUUUCGCUCUUUCGUUCAGCGGUAUUAAGAACAACAUAGAAUGUUAGCUGGAACCCAACACCAAUAGAUAGCUAUAAUUUGAUAUCGUUGGAUUGGAUAGUGUACGUAUGGGAUUUAUAUUUUUGAAAUUUAGUGGGGAAAGAUAAGCUGCUUCUUCUUUAAAAGUCGCAAACUGUAUGUGAAAAUAUGUUUAUCGGUCGAUAAAAGUUUAUGUAAUAAUUUGAUGCGCGCAAAAUAUGUGCAAUUUUUCAUAUUCUCUUUUUGGACAACACACAGGUUCCAUGUAAGAUCAUAUUUCAUAAUGUUCAUUCAGGGGAAAAAAUCAGCAGCGAUUUUCACUAACAAACAAUCACGAUAACACGUACACGCAAUAGGCCAAACAAUGAAUUGAGAGCAACGAAAAAAAUUUGCCCUCACUAUAAGAUUUUAUGUUUACCUAAUCCAUGAAUCGCCCCAGCUUCCCCCAGAUUUUUUUUCUGAUAAUCGGGAAAUAUGAAUGUUACGCGGAAUUGAAAGAAUACAUGAAAUUGAAAAUAUAUA
Molecule: messenger RNA, 8421 nt
Organism: Toxorhynchites rutilus septentrionalis
Lineage: Eukaryota; Metazoa; Arthropoda; Insecta; Diptera; Culicidae
Exons: 7
Coding region: 90-923 (277 amino acids)
Cellular component (GO): nucleus
Molecular function (GO): zinc ion binding
Source: RefSeq, a predicted model, not a curated record